Messenger RNA from Oryza sativa Japonica Group (Japanese rice), 2812 nucleotides. Its product is annotated as pentatricopeptide repeat-containing protein At3g49170, chloroplastic. Gene Ontology annotation, cellular component: intracellular membrane-bounded organelle. The record is from RefSeq and is a predicted model, not a curated record. Gene Ontology annotation, biological process: RNA modification. NCBI's taxonomy places the organism in Eukaryota, Viridiplantae, Streptophyta, Magnoliopsida, Poales, Poaceae. Gene Ontology annotation, molecular function: RNA binding; protein binding; zinc ion binding.
GAUGAAUGGGAAAUGCUCUAUCUGUUUUCGUCGUUGGAAAGCGUAAUCGAGAAUGCCGUUAGCUAUCCGAAGGCAUCGCCGUCGUCUCCACUCUUUCCCGCCACGCCAUGGCUGCCGCCGUCGCCGCCCUCCCCGGCAAGCUCCCACGGCAGCCGCCGCCGCCGCCGCCUCCACCUUCACCUCCCAAUUCGACCUUCCCGCGCUACCCGAAGUCCUUGGCCGCACACCCCGCGCUCUCCUCGAGCCACCCCUCCGACGUGUCGGCGCUGCUCGCCGCCGCCGCGCGCGCCGGCGACCUCCGCCUCGGGCGCGCGCUCCACCGUAGGCUCCUCCGCGGGGACCUCCUCGACAGAGACGCCGUCGUCGCAAACUCCCUCCUCACCCUCUACUCCAGGUGCGGCGCCGUGGCCUCCGCGCGCAACGUGUUCGACGGAAUGCGCGGCCUGCGGGACAUCGUCUCCUGGACGGCCAUGGCGUCCUGCCUCGCGCGCAAUGGCGCGGAGCGGGAGUCCCUGCUGCUGAUCGGCGAGAUGCUCGAGUCGGGGCUACUUCCAAAUGCUUACACACUGUGCGCCGUGGCACACGCAUGCUUCCCCCAUGAGCUCUACUGCUUGGUCGGAGGUGUGGUCCUUGGGUUAGUACAUAAGAUGGGACUCUGGGGCACAGACAUAGCAGUGGGCAGCGCAUUGAUUGAUAUGCUUGCAAGGAAUGGGGAUCUGGCAUCGGCACGCAAGGUGUUUGAUGGAUUAAUCGAGAAGACGGUAGUCGUCUGGACGCUUCUGAUUUCGCGCUAUGUUCAGGGCGAGUGUGCAGAGGAGGCUGUUGAGAUUUUUCUAGAUUUCUUGGAAGAUGGCUUUGAGCCCGAUAGGUACACCAUGAGCAGUAUGAUUUCGGCAUGUACAGAGCUGGGAUCAGUCAGGUUGGGGCUGCAACUGCACUCUCUCGCACUCCGAAUGGGGUUUGCAUCUGAUGCUUGUGUGAGCUGUGGGCUUGUGGACAUGUAUGCAAAGUCAAAUAUAGAACAGGCAAUGGACUAUGCUAACAAGGUAUUCGAAAGGAUGCGGAAGAAUGAUGUCAUAUCAUGGACUGCACUAAUAUCAGGAUAUGUGCAAUCUGGGGUUCAGGAAAACAAGGUUAUGGUGCUGUUUGGAGAGAUGUUGAAUGAAAGUAUCAAACCAAACCAUAUAACAUAUUCCAGUAUUCUUAAGGCCUGUGCCAAUAUUUCUGACCACGAUUCAGGCAGACAGGUUCAUGCUCAUGUUAUCAAAUCCAACCAAGCUGCUGCACAUACUGUUGGGAAUGCUCUAGUCAGCAUGUACGCUGAAUCAGGCUGCAUGGAGGAGGCUAGAAGGGUAUUCAAUCAACUCUAUGAAAGGAGCAUGAUUUCCUGCAUAACUGAGGGAAGAGAUGCUCCUCUAGAUCAUCGGAUUGGAAGGAUGGACAUGGGCAUCAGCAGUUCCACAUUUGCUAGUCUAAUCAGUGCUGCUGCCAGUGUAGGUAUGCUAACCAAAGGUCAGCAAUUGCAUGCCAUGACACUGAAGGCAGGAUUUGGAUCUGAUAGAUUCGUAAGCAACUCCCUUGUUUCCAUGUAUUCUAGGUGUGGUUACUUGGAGGAUGCUUGCCGAUCCUUCAAUGAACUGAAGGAUCGGAAUGUGAUCUCAUGGACUUCAAUGAUCAGUGGCUUAGCAAAGCAUGGCUAUGCAGAACGAGCACUUUCAUUGUUUCAUGACAUGAUAUUAACUGGUGUGAAACCAAACGAUGUCACUUACAUUGCAGUGUUGUCUGCCUGUAGUCAUGUUGGUCUAGUGAGAGAAGGGAAAGAGUACUUCAGAUCAAUGCAGAGGGAUCAUGGACUCAUACCAAGAAUGGAGCAUUAUGCUUGCAUGGUUGAUCUGCUUGCAAGAUCAGGCCUUGUUAAAGAAGCCCUUGAAUUCAUUAACGAAAUGCCACUGAAAGCUGAUGCAUUGGUUUGGAAAACUCUUCUCGGCGCUUGUAGGAGCCAUGACAAUAUUGAGGUAGGUGAAAUCGCUGCUAAGAAUGUCAUAGAGCUUGAGCCACGAGAUCCAGCUCCAUAUGUCCUUCUCUCAAACUUGUACGCUGAUGCUGGUUUAUGGGAUGAAGUUGCAAGAAUAAGGAGUGCAAUGAGGGACAACAACUUGAACAAAGAAACUGGCUUGAGCUGGAUGGAAGUUGAGAACACCACUCAUGAGUUUCGAGCUGGUGACACCAGCCAUCCGCGAGCACAAGACAUCUAUGGUAAGUUGGACACAUUGGUCGGAGAAAUCAAAGGAAUGGGCUAUGUGCCGGACACAAGCAUUGUGCUCCAUGACAUGUCGGAUGAGCUGAAGGAGCAGUAUCUGCUUCAGCACAGCGAGAAGAUUGCCGUGGCAUUUGGUUUGAUUACUACUUCAGCACCAAAACCAAUCAGAAUAUUUAAGAACCUCCGUGUUUGUGCUGAUUGUCAUUCUGCAAUCAAAUAUAUGUCCAAGGCCACCAGAAGAGAGAUAAUAUUGAGAGAUAGCAACAGGUUUCACAGGAUGAAAGAUGGGGAAUGCUCGUGCGGAGAAUACUGGUGAGCUGCACAGCGCAGGUUUGUCUUUGCUAAUGAUCCUGAUCCAGGCUUAACACAGUGAAGCUUUUCUUAGAUAGUUGUAGUUCAUAAUUUUUGUAGUUGCUUUGUAUAGUUCAUAAUUUUUUAGUUGCUUUCUGUUUUGUACAAUCACAUGUUGGCUACAGACUUGUUGUGUUGGUUUGUCAGACUGCUACAUGAUUUGUACAGUUACAUGAAUAAAUAAUUUUUAUUUCGGCAGAA